Molecule: messenger RNA, 1398 nt
Organism: Vigna radiata var. radiata (mung bean)
Lineage: Eukaryota; Viridiplantae; Streptophyta; Magnoliopsida; Fabales; Fabaceae
Exons: 3
Coding region: 191-688 (165 amino acids)
Source: RefSeq, a predicted model, not a curated record
UUCACUGAACCCAAUUAUCCAAAAUAGGAAAAGAGGAGAAAAAACCCUCCAAAACCCUAAAUCUAACCGGCACAACCAAUUUGUGAAUAGACAGAAAAGAAGAGAAAAAGAAAGGGUAGAACAGAUAGCAAAGGCUGUUCUUCACUUAUUCAGCAUAAUUUUUGGAUUUAAAUUUUGGAAUUGAGGCGUUAUGGAAAAUAAAGAUGCAAAAGAUCCAUUCAAAGGGGUGGAUUGGAAAGCUGUUGGCGGUGAAAUGCAGAAAAAUCCGAGUGUUCAACCAUCCUUGAAGAAACGAUUACCCAACAGAGUAAGGCAAAUUCCUGAGUACUAUUUCCUUCCUCGAUGGCCGCUUCCCAAAGCCAUUUUAUUUUGCAGUGCAUGCAUUGCUGCUGGUGUGGCUGCUGGAAUGGUUGGUGAGGCCUGGAUUGAAAAGAAAGUUAAAGGCACAGUUUUCGCAUCUCAUUUCAGUCGAGCACAAACACACAGCACAGUUCCUCUUCUUCGCCUUCUUUCACUCGUUGGCACAGUCCAGGCUGCACACACAAACACCACACCACCACUGUUUCCACAGGUUCACUGCUUCCAGGGCACACAGACAGCACAGCUUCUCGCUGGUGGCCAAAGAUUGGUGGAUUGUGCUAUAUUUAUUUUGAUACUGUGUUGUAGAUAUAGUAGUGUAGAUGAUUAGAAGCUGGGGUAUAAUCUGCGUUUGGUUGGUAUCCGAUGAAUCAGACAACAUCUGUUUUCCAUAUCUGAUGUAGGCUGAAUUGGAUAUGCAGAUCUGAUUCAGCCCCUUCGGCUUUGCAUAUCCGACCAAAUGCUGAUCCGCUUUUUACCUCUGUAUGCUAGUUCUUCGACCUUUCCCGUAUGUUUUGCUCUGUCUCUUUCCAACCUAAAUUGUACAUUACCUAUACUCCAUAUUACUAUAUAUUAGUAUGUUGUGGUAUAUUUGAAUCUGUUGUUCAGUUGUUUAGUAGCAUAAUAACAUCUUAUUUAUGUAAAUAACACUCUGAAUCUGACGUUGGUGCUGAAUGGGAGGAAAAAGUGAGUGUUAUGUGGUUGAGUUAAAUAGAGAAAAGGGAGGAGUUUUGUUUGGUGAAGGUGUGUGAUUUAGAAUGUUUUUUUAGAACUUAUGGUGGAUGAGUGGGAGCGAAUUGAUCUCAUUGUGACCACUGGCAGCCAUGGAGUAAUUUGCAAGAUUAGAAUAUAUCUAUACAUAUAUACAUAUAUAUCUACAUAUGUAUACAUACAUAUGUAUACAUAUAUAUAUAUAAGGUGUUGUUUUCCUUCAGGUCUCUAUGGAAUGCUUGGACAAAUCCAUUCUUGUAUUUGACAGUUAUUGAAUUCAAAGCUUUUUUACAAGCAAACAGUGCUCACGUCACAACUCUCAUCGUGUCG